Messenger RNA from Choloepus didactylus (southern two-toed sloth), 1706 nucleotides. Its product is annotated as protein lin-28 homolog A-like. NCBI's taxonomy places the organism in Eukaryota, Metazoa, Chordata, Mammalia, Pilosa, Megalonychidae. The transcript has a single exon. Bases 1027 to 1644 code for a protein of 205 amino acids. Gene Ontology annotation, molecular function: zinc ion binding; nucleic acid binding. The record is from RefSeq and is a predicted model, not a curated record.
UAGUUAAGGAAAUGUAGUAGUUUUCACAUAAGAACAGAUUGAGAGGACUAGGAUUUUUCAGUCUGGAAGAAAGAUUUGGCAAACACGUAAUUACCUUUAAAAUAUGAAGUAUGGAUGAAAAGUAAAUUCAUUCAUUUACCAAAUUCAAUGAUUUGAGAACUUUGCUCCCCAUCCUAAGUCAUCCUUACCACCCAGCUUAAUGGAGGUUUGAAAACUUUUAGAACUCACUAUCUAGAGAUGUUUGACAGGCUGAAAAUUCAUAAAGGUAGUAGAAGUUCAAUUAGCUUGAUCAAAUAGUAUAUACUUUAUUAUUGAGGAGUCACCUAAAUGCAGGGCAUGCUUGCAGGCUGUUCUCAGAGCUACAAAGAUAUAAAAGGCAAGGUCCCUGCAUUUAAGUUGCUUAAAAUGUAGCUGCAGAAAUAUGGUGUAUCUCAUGAAAAUUUAAGAAUAAAAUAUUUACAUUAAAAAAAUAGAAAAGCAAUGGAGUUCAUUACAAUUCGUUGUGUAAGCACUUGUUGCCAUUUGGAGGGAGAAACCAUUUGUGGAAAGGAGAGAGCUUUGAGCUUGUUUUUAAGAUAAACAUUUAUUGAUUUCUUUAACAAAUAUUUAUUGGGUACGUACCCUGUACUAGACAGGGUGCUGGGCUCUGGGGAUAUAAUAGUGAAAAAGCCAGAGAAGAUCCCUGUUCUCUUGGGCCUGUGUUCUAGUGGGGGGAGCAAUGGUUAAGGAAGGCAUUGCUGAGGAGAUAGGUGGCCUUUGAGGUGUGUGACGGCAAUGUGAAUGCACCAGCCCUGGGAAGAGGAUUUGGCAGGGCGGGCAGAGCAUUCCAAGCAGAGGGAAUAGCAAGUACAAAGACAGGAUAGGGCCAGGGGACUCUGAGGGAAGCAAGUGUGCCUAUAGGGCAGUGAGCAAUGAGUAAGGGAAAAUACACUGUAACAUGCAGCAGGAGCCCCUUUGCCUCCGGACUUCUCUGGGGCCAGCAGCCGUCCGACCAGGGGCCCGGGGCUGCGGGCUCAGGCAACAACCAUGGGCUCCGUGUCCAACCAGCAGUUUGCAGAUGGCUGCGCCAAGGCGGCAGAGGAGGCACCGGAGAACGCGGCCGGGGAGGCCGAGGAGCCGCAGCUGCUGCACGGUGCGGGCAUCUGUAAAUGGUUCAAUGUGCUCAUGGGGUUCGGCUUCCUGUCCAUGACCGCCCGUGCCGGGGUCGCACUCGACCCCCCUGUGGACGUCUUUGUGCAUCAGAGUAAGUUGCACAUGGAGGGCUUCCAGAGCCUGAAGGAGGGUGAGGCAGUGGAGUUCACCUUUAAGAAGUCUGCCAGGGGCCUGGAAUCUAUCCGUGUCACUGGACCUGGUGGGGUGUUCUGUAUUGGGAGUGAGAGACGGUCAAAGGGGAAGAACAUGCAGAAGCGCAGAUCAAAAGGAGACAGGUGCUACAAUUGUGGAGGUCUAGACCAUCAUGCAAAGGAAUGCAAGCUGCCACCCCAGCCCAAGAAAUGUCACUUCUGCCAAAGCAUCAGCCAUAUGGUGGCCUCAUGUCCACUGAUGGCCCAGCAGCCGCCCAGCUCACAGGGAAAGCCCUCCUACUUUCGGGAGGAAGAAGAAGAGAUCCACAGCCCUGCCCUGCUCCCAGAGGCCCAGAAUUGAGCCUACAGCGUGUGGGGGCAGUCCUUUUGCGAUUAGGAAGUUCCAAGGAGCAGGCAUCAAUC